Pelmatolapia mariae (spotted tilapia) is the source of this 4454-nucleotide messenger RNA. RefSeq names its product chloride intracellular channel protein 6-like. The transcript has 7 exons. The record is from RefSeq and is a predicted model, not a curated record. NCBI's taxonomy places the organism in Eukaryota, Metazoa, Chordata, Actinopteri, Cichliformes, Cichlidae. Bases 149 to 3340 code for a protein of 1063 amino acids.
GCGAAAGGUACUUAUUGAUGUGAAACGGUGCCUGAGGCACAGUACUGAUGAGAGAGCCCCAUAACCAUCUUUCAAGGGAAAUCUGGAUUUUUCUUCUUACUUUACUUUGGAAAUUUGGAACCUCGUGUCACUCCUACAGCUGUUACAGAUGUCAAACUUUGGUAACCAUUCAUCUUUACUUUUUGGAAUCUGGACUCGUCUGAAAUCCUUCACAGUCAGAAAUCCUGUGAGAUUGUAUUCAUUUGUUUUCUAUCAGCGCUGUGAUUUCCUCUGGGAUACAAGCUUAAAACUGGGACUUUGUAGCCAAAAUCCAGACAUGCCAAAUGGAGCCAUUGUCCACAGCCCACAAGGUAUGUGUUCAGACGUGGAUACACACAGAAUCAAAGACGACGCAGAAGAAGAAGAUGAUGAUGAUGAGGUGGAACUAGCAGAGGAGGUUGGGGAAGAUGUUUUGAUGGUUGCUGAAGCAGAACAAAUUGAAGAUGAAAGUAAAGAAGAGAAUGAUUGGCAGGAAGGAGAGAUUACACAAGUGACCCUGUUAUCAGAUGGAGAAAUAGGAGAGGGGGAGGAUGAAUGUGAAGUACUGGGAGAGGAGGGGAAUGGAGAAAUGGGAGCAGGAGAUGGACAUCAAGAAAUAACAGCCACACUGACAGCAGACAAAGAAUCUGAAGAUACAAAGGUGGCUGAAAAUCUGUCUCUUUCUCCUCUAUUGGUUGUGGUUGAACGAGGGAAACGGCAAAUAUUAAACAGCAAUGGAGAUGAUGAAAAAGAAAACAAACAAGGGGGAGUAACAGCAAGCGCAGGAACAGAUGUAAGGCAGGAAAACAUGGACGAAGGUGCCGACGAUCACGUGUCCUGUCUUCAGGACAGAGGUACUUCUGUGUGGGAGUCAGGAGUGGGUACACUGUCAUGUACUGGUGGCCAAGACGAAACAGAAACUGCUACUUUGCCCACUGCUGGCAACAUAACAGAGGUUAAUCUGAACAUAGAAGUGGCUCCUUUUUCUACUGGGAUAAAUGAACAGGCCAGCAUCCAAGCUUCAGCUCUGGGCACUGAUGACACACCAGUCGAUAUAACUGCUACAGCUGAAGAGGUGGCCAAUCAAACCUACCAAUUAGAUAUUGAGAGUCAAAAUGAAAUAAAAAACAAUGAUGGAGAAGAUCCCUCAGAAUCCAUAAAACAGGAGGUUGUUAUUGAUAAUCUUACAUGGCAAUGCCAGGGAGUCCAGGAGUGUGUAAAUCAUGGCUAUGAGUUCCCCGUGAGAGCAGGAACCAAUCAAAUGGCACAAGAACCAGAGCUGACGGCCCUAACUUCUGAAGAACAGCCACAGUCAGAUGGAGACACUAAAGAAAACAGGACUGAAGACGUCACCCAGAAGGAGCAAGCAGAAGAGCAAGUUAACAACUUAGCAGAGAUGGACGGGGGAGGAAAGAGUUCAGAAAUGGAGGAGACGAUAGCCAAUAAUGUUUCUGGAGAGUUAAUGGGCCAAGAAGAGCACAGAACAAGAAAUGAUCUAGAAAUGCAAGAAGAAAAAGCUGCUAAGCUUGAAAUCCAAGCUAUAACAGUUCCUCCAGAACCAGUGGGCCAGACUGGAGAAGAGGUACAUACAGACACACAGGACCAGGUGGAGGAAGCUUCUCUAUCUGAGAAAGGCAUCGAGGUGAAGCUUGACGGGACAGAAGGAGAGGACAAAUCAGAGAAAAAUGAAUCCACAACAGAAGGGGGAAGUGCUUUACAAGAGCAUCCUUUGCAGCUCCUGAAAGAAGCAGACACAAUUUGGAGAAACAACACAAAAGAACAAACACAGACAGAGAUGCUUGUAGAAUUUGAGACUGGAGGAAGAGCAGUCGAAGAGUCAAUGGAAGAAGAAGUGGAGAUGGCAGAAGAGCCAGUCACCGUUCUUGAUGAUGAGACUGAAAUGAUGGAGGAGACGCCCAGUAAAAAAACAGAAGUACAUCCUUUCACCAUUAUGAGCGGUUCUGAUGAUGCCAUAGACAAGAUAAAAGAUGAAGAUCAUCAAGUGCUGCCAGGAGACGAGGCCAUACUGGGUAAAGAGGACAUGGAGACACAGGACGUGAAGCUAAAAGUGCACAACAGUGAGGCAGAGGCAGAUCUAAAUGGGAGCAUUAAAACACUGAAGCAAACAAUGGAGAACGGGUUCUUGUGUCCUGAGCCACAAGGUCUUAGGAAAGACGAACUGGGGAAAGUAAAGGUGCUGUCACCCAGGAGAAAAGAUAGAGACUGGAUUAAAAUAGAUCAACCAGAAGAAGAGAAGACUGCUGCUGAAAGGAAGGACUGGAGUAAAGAGCUGAGGCACAUCAAAAAAGAGUUCUGGGAGAACGAGCGGGGAAGGAAAGAAUGGGUGGAUAAAGAAACAUCAGCAGAAAAGAUCAGUUCACCGAGGAAGGCGGAUUGGAUAAAAGAGCUGAAGUCAGUUAUCAAAGAUGAAUCCCUGCCCAAAAAGAAAGACGAGCAGGUGAAGAAAAAGAGAGUGGUGCUGCUGGAACAUGGUUGCUCAUAUGUCCCUCAGCGGGAGGCGAUGACUGCAGAGGCGAGGGAAGAGAUCAAGUUGACCUCCGACAGGAGAGCGGACAGUCCUGCGGUCCCUGUGGACAGUAAAACACUGGAGAACCAGCCCUAUGAAAUCUCCCUGUAUGUCAAGGCAGGAAGUGAUGGACAGAGCAUCGGAAACUGUCCUUUCUCUCAGAGACUCUUUAUGAUCCUGUGGCUAAAAGGAGUCAUUUUUAAUGUCACCACAGUCGACCUCAAGCGGAAGCCGGCUGACCUCCACAACCUCGCUCCAGGAACCAACCCUCCUUUCGUGACCUUUAAUGGUGAAGUCAAGGUUGAUGUCAACAAGAUAGAAGAAUUCUUGGAGGAGAAGCUAACUCCACCCCGAUAUCCCAGACUGGCUCCCAAACAUGCUGAAGCUAACACAGCUGGCAUUGACAUCUUUGCCAAAUUCUCAGCGUACAUCAAAAACACAAGAAAAGACACAACGGAUGCCUUACAGAAAGCUUUGUUGAAGUCUCUUCAGCGCCUUGAUGACUUCCUAAGGACUCCCCUGUCUGAAGAGAUUGAUGCUGAUGUCUUAGGAGAUGUGCCAGAGUCAACUAGGAGCUUCCUAGAUGGGCCAGAGCUCACCUUGUCUGACUGCAACCUGCUGCCCAAACUCCACAUUCUAAAGGUUGUAGCUAAGAAAUAUCGUGGCUUUGAGAUCCCUCAGGAGAUGACAGGCGUGUGGCGGUAUUUGAGCUGUGCCUACCAGAGAGAGGAGUUCACCGGCACCUGUCCCGCUGAGAGGGAGAUUGAGUUUGCCUAUUUGCAUGUUGCAAAAUGAAUUAAACAAAAUGUAGGGCAGCGCAGAAAUCAAGGAAAUCAAGAAAUAUGAAAAGAACAUAAGGAAAACUAGUAAAGAGGAAAGCACUAACACACGUGUGUGUGUGUGUGUGUGUGUGUGUCAUCUCUAUCUUGACCAUUUUAAAAAUGAUGACAACACAACUACUUCACUUUUCAGAUAAUGGCAGGACCGUGUCACUGCAACACUGACUCUGACUGUUGUAUACUCUCUCUCUCUUUCACACACACACACACACACAGCGAGAGAGUGAGAGAGGCAGUCUCAAAGAUAACAAUUAUCGCAGCCUCAACUUUGUGAUCAAUAAAAACUCAGUUUAUAAGAAAUCAAAAUGAUCUUUUCAUCUUUUAUUCUCUUUAAAGUGAAAAUGUUAAUAAUGUUCAUUUCGCGCACCAUUAAAAUGCUUCCCAACAUGGAAAGAUCUUAUUUUUCCAGUGUGUGUUUACUCCUUAAGUAGUGAUUCCACUCUGUCACUGCUGAUUUAUAAUCACUGCUCAUGAUUUACUUCAUGAUAAUAGAAAAUUAAAAAAAUGAAAACACAAAGCAUUUGUUAGGUCUAGCAAAGAGCACAGUGUGUCUUAAUAAAACAGAUCAAUAACACACUGAUGUGUGCUCAUGCAGUGGGACUGUUUAGUGGAAUAAUCUCAGAAAUACUUUGAAUCUUUUGCUUGUCACUAGCUGUGGCUUUGAUUCUGGACUUGUCUACUGUAAAUGUGUUUUGAUGGAUACAGAUCACAGUUCACUCUAAUUCAGCCGUGUUUGUCCUAGUAUUAAAAUCACUUUGUUCUUCAUAUACAUGCUCAGCGUUAGAAGCUUUAUUAAACUGAUCUGAUCACUUUGUGGACUUUGUUUGCCUUUGCUGUCUGUGUUUCAGCCCUGUUAGUAAGGUAUCUGAAUGUAAUCAAAGGGAAAACAUUUUCUGAAGGUAGAUCUGAUGGUGCUUUGUUAGAGUGGUGAGGAGAUUAAAAGGAGUCAGCAUGCAGAAUGGUAUUAUGGUCUGUACAGGGGCAGAAUUUCCAGGGGGGUUAGGGGGGUUAUGACCCCCCCAAUAAUCAGACCCAACCAAUAUAACCAGCCCAAUAAAAUUAUGAAUUAU